Molecule: messenger RNA, 9590 nt
Organism: Centrocercus urophasianus (Greater sage-grouse)
Lineage: Eukaryota; Metazoa; Chordata; Aves; Galliformes; Phasianidae
Gene: FAM193A
Product: family with sequence similarity 193 member A
Exons: 24
Coding region: 260-4402 (1380 amino acids)
Source: RefSeq, a predicted model, not a curated record
GGGCGGCGGCGGCGGGGCGGCAGCGGGACACGGCGAGGUUUCGCUAAAUGGUACGCAGUUUACAGACAGUUCUGUUGGAUCAGAGUUCACAGGGGUUUCUCAGACACCAUUUACCUUUGGCUUGGGCCAAAGGGCACCAUAUACAACUGGCGAGCAUUGUCUUCUUUGUAGAAGUGAACGAAAGGAUAGUUCGCUUUCAGAGAGCGGAAUAAAAAAUUCUAGCAAAACAGCACUUUCCACAUCUCCAAAAGCAAACAAUAUGCUGCAUCUUCCACUGUGGGUGUGUCCAGACUGUAGGCGAACAGUCGAAAAGGAGGAGAGGCAUGCUACAAUAGAGCAAUCUCUUGUGAGCCAAGAUUUCCUUUUGCACAUGCCUCUUGGAAACAGUGGAUCACAGCAGGAAUCUGUAGGAGGAGGAAGGAUAACUGUUGGUGCUCAGACAGUGCCUGCUGCUGAUCUUAACAAUUCCUCUCCUUCAGACAUAGCAUGCAACUGUGAGGCCUGUAAUGAGCGCAGAGAAAUUUCAGCAGAGACUGAACGUGAAUCUCAGCAGCUUCAAAAUUACUGGUCAGAAGUAAGAUACAUGGUUCGAUGUAUCUAUCGCCAAGCUGGGACCCCUUUGGCAGAUGACCAAGACCAAUCUUUGGUACCAGAUAAAGAAGGAAUGAAAGAGCUGGUGGACAGGCUUUGUGAAAGAGAUCCAUAUCAGCUUUACCAACGGUUGGAACAGCAAGCUAGAGAAUAUGUGCUUGAAAUGAAGGUCCGUCUGCUCAGACACUUGUCACUGGGAUCUAAAGUUGCAUCAACGUUAGCAAUACAAGGGCCACCACAGGCACAUCAGUUCAUCUCACUCCUACUUGAAGAAUACAGUGCUCUCUGUCAGGCAGCAUGCACAAUCAGCGCCUUCCUAGUUACUCUGGAAAAUGAACAUUUGAAGAAAUUUCAGGUGACAUGGGAAUUGCACAACAAGCAUCUGUUUGAAAAUCUGGUAUUUUCUGAGCCACUCCUGCAGAAUAGCUUGCCAACACUGGUGUCACAGCUAAGGCUUGGAACAACACACGAUUCCUGUAGUGAAGAUAUGUAUAGUACCUUGCUACAAAGGUAUCAUCAGCUGGAACAGGAAAUGGGGCAAGUUGCUGAAGCAUGGCUUGAAUGCCAGAAAAGAAUAGAUGAUUAUGUUGAUGAACAGAUGGCAAUGAAAACAAAACAACGCAUGCUAAAGGAAGACUGGGAAUUUUUUAAACAGAGGCGUUUUAUUGAAGAGCAGCUUAAUAACAAGAAAGCACUAGCUGGGGAGAACAACUUCACAGAUACAAUGAGGCACAUGCUGUCAUCACGUUUGAGCAUGCCUGACUGUCCCAACUGUAAUUAUAGAAGAAGAUGUACUUGUGAUGACUGCAGCCUUUCACACAUUUUGACGUGUGGCAUCAUGGAUUCUCCUAUAACGGAUGAUAUCCACAUUAACCAGUUACCACUGCAAAUUGAUUCAGCUCCGGAUUAUCUAUCUGAGAUCCGCCCACCUAGUAUGUCUUCAGCAAGUUCAGGAUCGGGUUCCAGCUCACCUAUAACAAUUCAGCAGCAUCCGAGGCUGAUCCUCGCAGACAAUGGUUCUGCACCAACUUUUGGUAGUGAUGAUGAAGAUGUUGCACCAUUAUCAGCAAAGUUUGCUGAUAUCUACCCACUGAAUAAUUACGAUGAUGCAGAAGUGGUAGCCAACAUGAAUGGAAUUCACAGUGAGCUAAAUGGCGGAGAUGAAAACAUGGCAUUGAAAGAUGAGUCUCCUCAGGUGAGCAGUACUAGCAGCAGCUCCUCAGAAGCAGAUGAUGAAGAAGCGGAUGGAGAAAGUAGUGGUGAGCCACCAGGGACUCAAAAGGAGGAAAUGUCUCUAGGAAAAAGGGCAUUAAGGAAAGAUGAAGCGAAAAUGGAUAGUCCACCACCUUCUUACCCUAGUCAACAGGCUGACCAAGGUCCAAAUGCUUGUGAAUGUCAUGUUUGCAAACAAGAAGCUUCAGGUCUAACAGCCUCUGCACUUGCAACUGGGCGCCUGCCUGCUGGCCAUCAGUUUAUGAAUCCUGAAAAGCCUGCACAUCCUGCACUUCAUCUUUAUCCUCAUAUCCAUGGACAUAUACCAUUGCAUACAAUUCCCCACCUUCCUCGUCCACUUAUCCAUCCCACCUUGUAUACAGCUUCCCCCUUUACACACAAUAAGGCAUUACCGCCAGCUCCAGUUCAGAAUCAUUCAAACAAGCAUCAAGUAUUCAAUGCAUCUCUCCAAGAUCAUAUUUAUCCAAGCUGUUUUGGGAGUACUCCAGAUUGGAAUAGCUCUAAAUUUAUAAGUCUCUGGGGAUCAGAGAUGAUGAAUGACAAGAACUGGAAUCCUGCUACGUUUUUGCCUGAUACAAUUCCUGGGAAUGAUAUACUAACGCCAGCACUCUCAGAAAUAAGACCCGAAGCACUUCCUACCACAUCUAGCAAUGAAGGAUCAGCUGUUACUGAUGGCAAAGAAAAGAAAAAUGCUGCAAAGAAGAAAUGUCUGUACAAUUUCCAGGAUGCCUUUAUGGAAGCUAACAAAGUUGUCAUGGCAACCUCUUCUGCUACUUCUUCUGUCUCCUGCACAGCUACUACAGUGCAGUCAAGCAGCAACCAAUUCAAAGUAUCAUCUAAGAGACCUUCAUCAAUAGGUGAAGUGUUCCACAAUAUUAAUAAAGAGGACCAUAGACAUUCUGCACCAGUUGCACCACGAAAUAGUCCUACCAGUUUAGCAUCGCUUCCUUCGCUGUCUCCUGCUGCACUGUCUCCAGCUUCUACACCCCAUCUUCCAAACCUUGCUGCUCCUUCUUUUCCCAAAACUGCUGCAACAGCCCCUGGGUUUGUGGAUCCCCAUUCAGGUCUUUGUCCUACUACAGUUGUACCUCCUACUUCCACCACAGACAGCUCUGUAAGUGCCCCACCAAGUGUCUGCAGUGAUCCUGAUUGUGAGGGCCAUCGCUGUGAGAACAGUAACACUUACGAUCAUCAGCAGUAUGAUGGAGAGGAGAGUCAAGAUGAAGACAGCUGUUCAGAGCACAGCUCAAGUACCUCAACAUCCACAAACCAGAAGGAAGGAAAAUACUGUGACUGUUGUUACUGUGAGUUCUUCGGCCAUGGCGGACCACCAGCUGCACCAACCAGUAGAAAUUAUGCUGAGAUGCGAGAAAAACUUCGUUUACGUCUGACCAAAAGGAAGGAGGAACAGCCCAAGAAACCGGAUCAGAUCUCUGAAAGGGAAAGUGUUGUUGACCAUCGAAAGGUGGAAGACUUGCUACAGUUCAUAAACAGCUCUGAAACCAAACCAGUUAGCAGUUCUCGGGCAGCCAAACGAGCAAGACAUAAGCAAAGAAAGCUUGAAGAAAAGGCUCGACUUGAAGCAGAAGCCAGGGAAAGGGAGCAUCACCAGUUGCUUGAAGAGCAGAGGCGGCGAGAGGAGGAAGAAGAAGAGAGGCUGAAACAAGAACUACAGCGGCUUCAAGAACUUCAGCAGUUGAGGGCUGUAAAGAAAAAGAAGAAAGAGCGAACAAAUAAGGACUGUCAAAAGGUGGACGUGCUUACUCAAAACUGUCAGGCAGCAAAGGAAUCUGUCCCAAAUGCACCUGAAGACAUUCAGAAUGGUACACUUGAGCAAUCAGAAAAGAUAGAAACCUCCUCUGGUUCACUGUCGAGACACGUGAAUCACACAGAACAGAGGCCGCUUUCAGAGGCAGGCUGUGAACCAUCCAAUGCUGUGAACACUAGAGACUCAAAACUGCUUUAUCAGAAAGAGGGGAGCGUAAAGCAGCAUGAGCCCCUCUCUUUUCUGCUUGAUAUUAUGCAUCAACAUAAAGAAGGAAACAACAAACAGAAACUAAAGCAAAUAAACAAACCGUGCUCUGAACAAGUGAAAAAGCCUGUUGAAUCCUCCAAAGCAGCUGAAAUUCAGACUAAAACCAGAAACCAAAUAGAAUCCAAAGCAAAAGCAGCAGAGCUCCCAGUGCUUGCAGAACCUAAAAAAGAAGAGAAGAAAUUAAACAACAACAACAAAAAACAGUUGAACCACAUAAAGGAAGAGAAAGCACCCAUCACAAGUGAAUCCCCUUCACCAAGUGAGCAGCAGCAGAAUAAUAAGCUAAUACUUGCAGAUUCUCCUCAACCGAAGGGCAAGAACAAGAAAAACAAGAAGAAAAAAGGGGACAAAGUCAACAAUUCCAUUGAUGAUGUUUUUCUACCCAAAGACAUUGAUUUAGACAGUGUGGAAAUGGAUGAAACAGAGCGAGAAGUGGAGUAUUUUAAAAGGUUCUGCUUGGAUUCUGCCAGACAGACAAGGCAGAGACUUUCCAUCAACUGGUCCAAUUUUAGCUUGAAAAAAACCACCUUUGCUGCACAUUGAAAUGACACAAUAUGGGGAGGGAAUCCUGCAGGAAUCAAUGAACGAGAACUCCACUUACCUGUCCUGCUGUGCUGAGAGCUUAUCUGGUCUUGAGCCAGUGCUGCCUUGCCUUGUCCCCAGUGCUGUGUGGAUCUGCACUGAACCCUUUGGCCUGAUAAUUCUUGCGGACUGAAAAAUUGCCACUUUCUACCUGAAUUUGUUAGCUUGUGUGCUUGUAGUCUGUGAGUGAGACUUACUUGAUUGUAGCUGUAUGCUGUUGGAGAUGAAACAAUAGCUCUUUUCCAUCUCCUUCUGAAUGCCUUGGCCUCAAAGACUUUAAAUUGCUUAGGCUUGGGUGGAGGCCAAAAUACUAGUUUGCAUCAUCUGCAGUGGCUCCUGUCACUUCUGCAUCUAGCUAUGUUUUGUCAUUCUGACUCCUGACAAAGGAAUGGACCUGGUCAGUUGUGCUUUCAUCUGCUCCAAAAUUCUCCUGACAUGACUUCAUGAAAAAGAGGCUCUUACAGGACAAGUAUUUCCUCAGUUCUUUCACAAUCUACUGUUUAAGAGUGUACAAGUUACGCUAUUUGUGUUUUGAUUUUUUUUUUUCCUGACUUGUAGCCAGCUUGUGUAAGAAUACUUGCAGAAUGGAGAAAAUUUAAAAAAAAGAACAGUACUCACACUAUCGAAUCUGUUAUAGAGUGUAUAAUUGUAUUAACACUGAAGCCUAACUGGCUACUUUUUUAACAUAUUGUUAAGUAAUAUUAAAAUCAUGUCUUUCUUUUUGAAAGAUGGAAUACAUUAGUAUGGCAGAAGACCUGUGUCUUGCUUUUUUCUAUGUGGGUGGGGUGAGGGAAGAAAUGUACUUGGAUAGAGUGGUAUUCUACACUGAAUCUAACGUUCUCUCAGGAUUGAUCAGUGAGUGCUACUUAAUUUUUAGCAUGUUUCUGUAGGAACUCUUGUUUUCCACCUCACAUGAUGGGAACAGCUUUCUGCUAGUGCAGCAAAGAUUCCUGCUGAAUGCUGGAGUUGUUUGUGAAUUCUGUGAAUUACUGUAAUGCUUCUGUUGAGAAACAAGGUAAUGCAAAUAUUUCCAAUGCAAUAUUAGUGUAGAAAUGAAGUAGGUAGGCUCAGUGUUACUGUUGUGUAAGUAUUUAACAAUUUAGUGGUGUUUUACAGGUUGCAUAGUGUCUUGGUCUUGUACUUAAAAACGUUUUUCUGAUACCCUACUAUUUAGAAUAGAGCUACGUUUCAUUUGGAUGACUGUAUUUACCCAAUUUAUAAGGGCAGUCUUCCAUUUUUAUUUUCUUUACAGAAAAUAAAACUUCCAUUCAAUGUAUAUUUGAAAGGACAGUGCAGUUUCAGAGCCCACUAGUUUCAUUCUCUAGAACCAUUCCCAUGCCGUUUUUUUCUUCUACUUGCUAACAUAUUUUGUGCUAUAGCUGCUGGGCUUGAGACUGCUUUGCAAGACACAGUACAACUACACUUGGCUCGAGACUUGAGAACGUUGAAUGAGUUGUUGCUUCCAUUUCCCCUUUAAGGCCAGUAUGUAGCAGGAGGGCUGCCUUGGCUACAAACCACUGAGACACCUACAAUUUCAUAUCCCUUUUCUGCUGGUCCUGGAGCUCCCAUCCUGGAUUGUGCUUCUCGUUCAGAAUAUAGUUGCUCAGUUUACAUUCAUCCAUUGUAGGUAAAUGAGAUUACAGCCUUCCUUAUGUAGAGGAGGGGAUGAUAAAAUACCCAUUAUCAAAUUACUGACCUGGGGCUUAAAGGGGAAAACUUUUUUGUUACUCUUCAGGUUCAAGAUGAGGAGGAAAGUAAUAGCAUAGCCUCAUUUUUUUUAAUGGAGUAUUGUAACAUAUAAUGGAGUAACAAUAUUUUUAUUUACCUGUGCUGAAGGAAGAGCAUCUCAAAACUAAAAGCUAGUAUCAAUGCCACUGAGCUUUCACUGUCUGCAAAUACUGUGUAUGUUCAAAAUAUCUGCAACAAUUGCUGGAGAAGAGUGAGCUUUGCUGUUUCUUGGGCCAUUGAGACUUGCAUCUGUUGCAGCCUGAAUUCAGUCUUGGUUACAUAACAGUUUAGAUGCUUUUAAUAUGGCACAGCAGCUGUGAAAAAUGCUAUUAGAACACCUAAAGCUGGGUGUGUUGGGAAUCCUUGCAGGCUUUCUCAGUUCUAAAGUAUAACACAAGGUGGCAGUGUAUGUCAUCACUUGUACCCUCUAUGUCUGCUCUAAAAUUGGGGCAUGGAGUGGAAAAAUGAGUUGAUGUCAUGUGACCAAACAGUGAUGUGGAUUCCAUUUUCUCUAGGUUAGGAAAGCUUUGAAGAAUACUGAGUUAUUUUUGAUGGGGUUAGAAAACUCCUUAUAGUUUCCGCUAAUAAAUUGGGGAAAAAGUAGUCUGUAUUCUUUGUUAACAAAGAUGUUAUGAAUGAUGCAUGACUAUGACAUGCUUUUCCUUAUUUUGAAAUCCUCAAUUAGGAGAACAGGCCUCCUUUGGAAAUCCUAGGGGAAUAUAUGUCUGCAUUAAUUAUCUUUUUCAAAUAUACUUGCCUGAAGCUUCAUUGUCUGUUAUUAGUAUAACUGAUGUGAUUGCAUGCAGUGCACAGAAAGCAUGAAGAACAAAUCUGAAUGGAUCUGUUGUUGCACCUUGAUGAAAACUUAAAGGCAAGUCUUGUUUUUCUCAAUUCUUAAUUAAGUGAAGAUAAGUGCAGAGCGGUCUGGGAGGCAUGAGAUUUAAAAGUAAUAAACUGAGUUCUAUGAGUUUUCUGGCCUUGGGCAAAUGAGUUAAUUACUGCCACUUUGCUCAUUAAAUGGUUUUAAUAAGGAUUUGCUGAAUUAUGAGCAUAUUUCUCUAGUGCCCAAGUAGUGAUGUGAAAUAUGUUGAAAUGCAACACUAAGGCGUCUUAUUGGACAAAAAUGCUUUUUGACUUCAGGUGUAUUAAAUCCAGAGACAGUACAUUCAGGUACUUCCAGUAGAACUUCCAGUAGAAGAGUCCUCUAAAUACAUUAUAAUGGAGUAAAUUUUUUGCUGUUGCUCUUUUCUGAGACAACUGUUGUUCAACGGAAGAUGUCUUCUCUAUUUUCUUUUCUGUUUUUCCAACUGAACAAAGAAAUAACACCAGACCUCUGGCAUCAUUUCUGUUCUUCACAUUUUUGUGUUCAGUUUCAGCUUUGCAGCUUUUAGCUGUAUUGUUGGGCCUCCUCCAGCUCAGUGCUUAGAGAUAUUGAAGAAAGUACCUGUCUUUGCCUUCUGAAUCCACAUAAGCUGAUGAAAAAUGCAUCAGGUAAAGCUUUGUUUUUCUAUAACUGUGCUGUCCAGAAGAAAUAUUAUUGUUCUGCUUACAAAGAUGGUAGUUACAAAUAGGAUUUUCAAGUGGCUAGUGUCCAAUUUCUGUCCUGUGGUUUAUAGAAAUUGUAAAAUGAAGAUUAAAGAAGGUGUGUAUUGAUCAUGUACUCUGAGUUUUCCACAGUUACUUUUUUGUAAAUCUUCUACCAGUCUGAAUGUAUUUUUUUUAUCAGGAAUACAUAAUAUUAUGUCACUAGCUAUUCUUUAUGCAGAGUCACCAAGAGUUGGUGUGAAAUCUGGGUCUGUAACCUAAAUGUUCAUUCCAGUACAUCUGUGUGACAGAAGUACAGCAAUCCACAAAUCUGCAGAGGUGCAACAUACCACAAGAGAGCAACUUGAUAGUUCUUCUCUAGAAAUCCUCAGAAAACUGACUUCUGAUAAGCAUCUGGUAAUCUUGAUUCAACACCUGCCUUUGUUUUCUUCACCCCUUUUCCUGAAAGCUAAACAGAGAACUCAAGCCAGCAUCUCUUUGAUAGGCCCUAAUAGCCAUAAAAUGAUCAUUUCAAAUAUGUUAAGGGUAAAGAACAUAUAGGAAGCUAACAUUUUUGCUGCAAAAAUACUUACAUUCAGCUUAUUAUAAAAGGAAGCAGUAGGUAGGUGUGGUACCUGUGGAGGAAAAAAGAGUGCAUAGUAUUACAUGGUAAAAUUAAUAAAAUACUGUUGUAAUUAACUUGCGAUUAUCUGCAGCUUACAUUAUGUCAACUAGCAUGCAUUCCACAUUAAGUAUGUCACAGCUUACGCAAGUCUGAUUUUUCUGAAGGAAAGAUGUCUAGACUUGCUUUCCAAUUUUGUUUUCCUUCAAGAAGACAGCUGACUCAAGUUAGUACAGCGGUUUGGGAUAGUAGUCUUGUGCAUGCGAGCAGCAUGAUGUUGUGUGAGGGUUUUUUCUUAUGUCUCAAGUACAGGAUUGAAAUCCAGAGCUCUGGAGAGUGGCAGGUUGGGAUGCUGAACUCAUCAGACCGGAUAACUGUAUUGCUGCCUGCUGUUGCUCCAACAGAUUGUGUGCUGCAAACCAUUCAUCUACAUCAAGUGAUUUUUUGUUAACUGGCAGUACCUAAACAGCAAAGCCCUCUUCUUCCAAGAAAACAAAAAAGUGGGGGGAAUCAAGUCACUCAGAAUCAUGUAUUUGGAUAUAUAAGCCUUAUCUCAUACACUCUGUAUUCAGGACAUUUUGCAGCUUUUUUGUCCAUUUGUUAAUUGACCAUUAACUGGAUUCUGCAGUGCAGCUAAGAGCAGUUAAGUUGAGGUUUUCUAAUUUUCUUUUUUUUUUUUUGGCCUUAUUUUCACAGGAUCAGGUUCACAAAAUGGCUGAGAGUAGUUUGGGCCUCUGGACCAACUCCUGCCUCCAGCAGAGCCAUCCAGGGCCCAGGCAUCUUUUGAAGCUUUUCCAGAAGGAGACCCCACAAAUUCUUUGGGUCCUUGUGCCAGAUCUCCACCUGCAUAAGAAAGAAGCAUUUCCUGAUGUUCAGAUAGAUCAGUGCUCCAGGUUAUUCCCUCUGCCUGUUGUCCUGGCACUGGGCACAAUUGAGAAGAAACUGGUUCUGUCGUCCCUUCAGGAAAAAAAUAGUUUUGAUUUUAAGAAGAAAAGAGCUUAAAAGAAAACAGGAAGCUGAUGUUGGCAAUCUGAUCUGUGCUGCAUGAGGAAUCUGAUUUCAAAAGCCUUCCCAAAUGCAGGCUUAAGGGAUGCAAACUGCCAUGACUUUUGCAGCAAUUGAGGAAUUCUGCCAUUGGCUCACACUGCUCUCUCUUCUGUAGGAAAGUGAAAACAUAAGACUUGGAGCUGCUAUUCUGUAAGAGGAAACUAUCAGUUUGACCAUGAGUAGCUGCCAGCAUGGAUUUGUCGAGAAUAAACCACUUCCUUGCUGUCA